CCCACCUAAAACAAACAGCAGAACCUUUUUUUUCCUUCUCCUUCCUCUGCCUGACUUCCUCUGCCUGACUUCCUCUAUCCCUUCCAAGUUCCAACUUACCCAUUACUUACUUCAGCACCAGGUACAAGAGUUGUUUUCCAGUGAUGGGUGGUCCUCCCACAUUGGCAAUGGAUAACAAAAGCUCUCCCCAACUCUCACCAGAUGCAAUCAAGAAUUUGUAUACCUCUCAAGCGGAAACCCAAAAGCUUUUUGCCUCAGUCAGCAUGGAGAAAGAAAAACCCUUCGACUUUUUCCGUGUUUUAGUUGAUGGUGUCAUAGCAGGAGGUACUGCUGGUGUUGUUGUCGAAACAUCUUUGUAUCCAAUUGAUACAAUCAAGACUCGUCUACAGGCAGUACGUGGAGGAGGAAAGAUUGUUUUGAAGGGCCUUUAUAAUGGACUAGCUGGAAAUCUUGCUGGUGUCCUACCGGCAUCUGCCAUAUUUGUUGGUGUCUAUGAACUAACAAAGCAGAAACUGUUGAAGAUGUUUCCUGAAAAUCUGAGUGCUUUUGCUCAUUUGACUGCAGGAGCCAUUGGAGGGGCGGCAUCUUCUCUUGUUCGUGUACCAACAGAGGUUGUGAAAACAAGGAUGCAAACUGGACAAUUUGUUUCUGCUCCUAAUGCUGUUCGCCUUAUUGUUCGCAAGGAGGGUUUCAGAGGUCUAUAUGCGGGUUACAGCUCCUUCCUAUUAAGAGAUUUGCCAUUUGAUGCUAUGCAAUUUUGCAUCUAUGAGCAGAUUCGAAUAGGUUACAAGCUUGCCGCAAAGAGGGAUUUGAAUGAUGCAGAGAAUGCUGUUAUUGGUGCUUUUUCUGGAGCAAUAACUGGAGCUAUAACCACUCCACUCGACGUAAUUAAGACGAGAUUAAUGGUUCAGGGAUCCGCAAACCAGUAUAAAGGAAUUGUAGAUUGUGUUCAGACCAUAGUUAGAGAAGAAGGCGCUCCUGCCCUCUUGAAGGGUAUUGGGCCAAGAGUUCUUUGGAUAGGUAUUGGUGGUUCAAUUUUCUUUGGUGUUCUUGAGAGGACAAAGUUGUUACUUGCACAAAGGCGUGAUGGGAAACAAACCCCGGAAGAAUCCUUCAAAAAGGAUUGAUACGAAGCCCUUCCCAUGUUUCAAUUUUGCAGAAUCAUAGGGUGUUAUGGUUCUUUUCAUACCUUUUGUUGCCAUAGAUGAUAGUUAGGGUGUCAGGAAUUCGAUCAUGAUCUCAUGCAAAUUGUUGGGUUAGUAAUAGUUGUCUUAACUGAGUGAGAAAAAUUAGACUAUUGUAGUAUUCCGUCUUUUUUUUUUUUUUUUUUUUUUUUUUAUCUUAUGAUUUUAUUCUUUUUGUGCUUGGUAAGCCCAAUAUUUGACUGCACCAUUUGGAGAAAUACACAAGAUCAAGCAAAUUUCACUGUUGAAAUUCAAGUGGAUUUGGUAAA
This is a messenger RNA of Papaver somniferum (opium poppy), 1453 nucleotides long. RefSeq names its product S-adenosylmethionine carrier 1, chloroplastic/mitochondrial-like. Bases 144 to 1127 code for a protein of 327 amino acids. Gene Ontology annotation, molecular function: S-adenosyl-L-methionine transmembrane transporter activity. Gene Ontology annotation, biological process: transmembrane transport. Gene Ontology annotation, cellular component: mitochondrial inner membrane. The record is from RefSeq and is a predicted model, not a curated record. Lineage: Eukaryota; Viridiplantae; Streptophyta; Magnoliopsida; Ranunculales; Papaveraceae. The transcript has 13 exons.